UUCAUUUACUUCUUUAAAAUCUCUAUCUUUAUUUUUUAGAAGAAAAAUUAAAACAAGUUUAAAGAAUUUUUGAUUCUUGAAAAGGAAAAAAAAUGGGCGAUGAGGUUAUUUUGGUGAGUGCAUGGGCAAGUCCUUUUGGGAUGAGGGCUAAAGUUGCAUUGGCAGAAAAAGGGGUUAAAUAUGAGUACAAGGACGAAGAUCUGAGAAAUAAGAGUGAUUAUCUCUUACAAAUGAACCCAAUUCAUAAGAAAAUUCCAGUUCUUGUUCAUAAUGGUAAACCCCUGUCCGAAUCUCUUAUUAUUGUGCAAUAUAUCGACGAAGUUUGGACCGAUAAAGCUCCGUUGCUGCCCUCUGAUCCUUACUUGAAAUCUCGAGCUUUGUUCUGGGGUGAUUUUAUUGACAAGAAGAUCUAUGAUCUAGGGAAGAUGAUAUGGGCAGGGAAAGGAGAAGAGCAAGAAGCAGGAAAGAAGGGACUGAUAGAAGCCUUGACAUUGUUAGAAGAGGAGCUGGGAGAUAAGCCCUUUUUUGGAGGUGAAAGCAUUGGCUAUGUGGACAUUGCUCUCAUCCCAUUUUACACCUGGUUCCAUGCCUAUGAGGUCAGUGGCAACUUCACCAUUGAGACCCACUGCUCCAAACUCAUAGCCUGGACCCAAAGAUGCAUGGACAGGGACACUGUGUCCUCCUCUCUUCCUGAUCCUAAAAAGAUUUAUGAGUUCAUGUUGAUGUUCAGGAAAAUAUUGGGGGUAGAGUGAACAUCAACUGCCUUAUUCAUUACUUAUUAGUACUAUUGAUUUAUCCUAAUGUUUAAUGAGACUGUUGUGUGUUUCAUACUUGUUAUAGUUCAGAACUACACUAUGUAUUCACUGUUUUUAUUUGAAUAAAUUAUUAUUUAUGUGUUUAAA
Mercurialis annua (annual mercury) is the source of this 902-nucleotide messenger RNA. RefSeq names its product glutathione S-transferase U19-like. Gene Ontology annotation, molecular function: glutathione transferase activity. The coding region runs from base 93 to 752 and encodes 219 amino acids. The record is from RefSeq and is a predicted model, not a curated record. NCBI's taxonomy places the organism in Eukaryota, Viridiplantae, Streptophyta, Magnoliopsida, Malpighiales, Euphorbiaceae. Gene Ontology annotation, biological process: glutathione metabolic process. The transcript is spliced from 2 exons. Gene Ontology annotation, cellular component: cytoplasm.